AUGGACGUCAAGGACAGUAGCGAAGAAGAGGAUGAAGAAACACGAGAUAUCUCCCCCUUCAGUAAAUUUGACGAAAGCAUCGAAGUUCGUAAUGCAGAAGAAAUUAAAAGUCCAGUUAAUUAUCCAAGGCCACCGAGUUCGAGAAGAGGUCGAAGAAAUUUUACAAACGACGUCCCUGAUAUUUUGGAGGUUAACUCACCCCGAGAAAGGCGCGAAUUUCGAAGGUACCCUGAUCAGGAGAGAUUUAGUAAAUCAUUAGUGAUCGGUAGCGAUCCAUCAGACAGCGAAGAAACAGACGAUGAUGAUAUCCAAGGAUCAAGUAUUUCCAAACAAAUGGAAAUGUACGAUCCAAAGGAAUUCGAAGAUCUCAACGUAUCAACCGAGUUGAAGGAACUCUUUCAGAAUAUUUCUAGGUACACUCCACAAAAGAUAGAAUUGAAUUAUAAGUUGGUGCCAUUUAUUCCCGACUAUAUACCAGCGGUCGGUGAUAUAGAUGCCUUCAUAAAAAUCCCUAGACCAGACGGUGUUGAAGAUAAAAUAGGUCUUGCUGUAUUAGACGAACCAUGUACGGAACAAUCCGACCCAGCUGUAUUACAUUUACAAUUAAGAACCCAUUGCAAAAGUGCUAGUGCACCUAGGCAAGCAGUGAUAAAAAGAGUCGAAGAUGCGGAAAAAAAUGUUAAGGCUAUAGAGAAAUGGAUCGAGGAUAUGAAUCAACUUCAUCGAAGUAAACAUCCGCCUGCUGUACAGUUGACUAAAGCAAUGCCUGAUAUCGACACGUUGAUGCAACAAUGGCCGCCGGAUGUUGAAGAUCAAUUGAACGAGGCGCCACUCGAUUUUACCACACUCGAUUGCGAAUUAUCGCGUCUCGUUGAUAUUGUCUGCCAUCUACUCGACAUUCCUUCACAUGAUGGUUACAGACUGGAAAGUCUUCAUACUCUUUUCACCCUUUAUUGCGAAAUACGAAAUGCAACGUCACAAAAAAUUUGAAAUCUAAAAAAGUCGAACAAAGCCUGACUUUUAUUUUUUUAAUAUUUUUCUAUUAAAACGUGUAACUUUUAAGUUACGCUCAUAUGUGAUUAUAUAUUUAAAAAAAAUCUAUACAUAUAUAUAAUUUUAUCACAAAAUUAAUUAUUAUUUAUAUUUUGUGUG
Molecule: messenger RNA, 1152 nt
Organism: Polistes canadensis
Lineage: Eukaryota; Metazoa; Arthropoda; Insecta; Hymenoptera; Vespidae
Gene: IFT46
Product: intraflagellar transport protein 46 homolog
Exons: 3
Coding region: 1-990 (329 amino acids)
Biological process (GO): cilium assembly; intraciliary transport
Cellular component (GO): motile cilium; intraciliary transport particle B; centrosome
Source: RefSeq, a predicted model, not a curated record